Messenger RNA from Talaromyces amestolkiae, 1380 nucleotides. RefSeq lists its product as uncharacterized. Lineage: Eukaryota; Fungi; Ascomycota; Eurotiomycetes; Eurotiales; Trichocomaceae. The coding region runs from base 1 to 1380 and encodes 459 amino acids. The record is from RefSeq and is a predicted model, not a curated record. The transcript has 2 exons.
AUGGCCAUGGCAGAAACCUCAAAUCCUCCUCACGACCGACACAGUCGUCGAAGACCAUUCUCGACAUGGAUGAAACGAUUGACCAAUCUCAAAAGCUCAUCAUCGUCAGACUCACAGUCCGGCAGCAGAGCAUCUGGAAAACGUAACAAUAAUGUCAAGAAUGACAAACGACCGAAUGGCGGCGCACAGAACAAUCCAUACCCCUUGUCAGGCACCAUUCGCGAUAUUGGGUCGCUCCGGAGUUAUAACGAUACUGUGUCUUAUACUGAAUCGACUGAUCCAGGUCAGCAUCAUCAAAGGGCGAGCCAGCAAUCGCUACAAGCUUCUACGUCCGAAGCGAAUAUCCCAGGUAACAGCGCCAAGUCGACUGCCCCGACGCUAUCUACGAAUGGUGACACUGCGCGAUCUGAAGCUGGGUACUCGAAAGCCGGGACUACGGUGACAGGGAAUGGAGGAGUGUAUGGCGGCGGAGAAGGGAGCACAUUCUCAUCACCAGCGCCGUCGGUGCGUUCGUUGACGACGACAUUGACAACCGUACAAUCCGCAGCGCCUUCUGCGCACAUAUACGGCGUCACACAAAACAAUCAAACCGCCAACGGACCCACGAGUGCAGCAGCACAGAAUAAUUUGAAUCAACAAAAUCAAUACUCUUACCAAUUCCCGCCUUCUCCCGCGUCUGCUGUUCCACCACAUCUCGCGGGGCAUCCGACAACAUACAGCUCCGCAACAGCAAACAACAUAUUAACCGACAACGCUUCCAUACUCACACUCGCAUCAUCCUCGAAACGUCGACGCAGAAAUUCGCUCGACACCAAUGCCUCCGUGCGCGCAUUAGCACCUUCGUCGGUGUUUGGGGGUAGUCGCGAAAGUCUGCCCCUGAGCGUGCUGAGCGCUAAUGUUGGGGUCGAUGCAUCCAACGCAUCUAUAACCAAUGCGUCCGGUGUACUGAGUCGACAGAGUCUGGGCGGUCUGGCAAGCGCGGAACGGAUUAGCGUCUACUCUGCAUCGGGGACUGUGCCGCCGCUUGUCCAUGGUGGUGAUAGGAGUAGUCUGAUCGCUAGCAAGCAGGGUGAUAAUGGCAGUGUGCGCAGCGGUACGCACUCGCAUACCCGCAACGACAGCGCAGCUGGUAGUGUCGCGGGUACGAUAGGGAGUACCUUGAACAAUAGUACCUCCGCUGCGGCGAACGCGGGAAUCACAUCUGUCCCAUUACCAGGUCGGAUAAGUCGUCGAAGCUCGGGAUGGGGCGAGAUUUCCGGCGAGGGUGAAGGGGAAGGCGAAGAGGGUACCCAUCAAGGCGGAGAAACCGAAGAAUCGAAGCAAGAGAAUAGUCAUGCGAACGGUGACCCGGGACCUUCAGUUGACGAAGACAAGCAAUAA